ACUUGGCUCGAUCAAAUAUCACGGAAAAGAAGGAAUUUAAGUGAAUUCUAGUGCUUCGGAUGAUGUUCACCUCGUAGAUAAGUUACUAGUGAAACCGCAAAGCCGUUUAGAUGGAGUUACAGCGUGAGUGAUACGUCGUGAGGAGCAGAAUGAGCGGCGGCAUGAUAACCCUAUCGGAUCUCCAAUGCGGUACGGCGGCGCAGCGAAGUGGUCCUGUGUAUGAGGAACAGCUGGUGACCUCUCCGAAGAAGAUGGUGCCCCGGUAGACACAGCAGCGCGAGGAUGCCGCCCACACCUACGCCUACGCCGCACUAACACGCCCGCCAGCAGCAGCAGCAGCAGCGCCGUGUAUCCCCCGCGGGCAGGAUGGGGAACAAAUUGUCUUGUUCGUGCGCCCCGCUUAUCAAGAAGACGGGGUACCGCUAUGAGGACUCACCUUGGAACCCGGCCCGCAGACGCGACGGCCACCUGCUCAGGCUCUGGGCGGAAGUGUUCCACGUAUCAUCGUCAGGAGCCGGAACGGUCAAGUGGCAGCAAGUGUCCGAGGAUCUGGUGCCGGUCAACAUCACGUGCAUCCAGGACACCCCGGAGUGCGUCUUCCAUAUCACCGCUUACAACUCCCAGGUCGAUAAGAUACUCGAUGUGCGGCUAAUUCAACCAGGCACGCGGAUCGGCCAGGCGUCGGAGUGCUUCGUGUAUUGGAAGGACCCGGCCACCAACGACACCUGGGGCCUCAACUUCACCUCGCCCAUAGACGCCAAGCAGUUCAGAGAAUGUUGCUCACCCUCCUUCAAGUUCUCCCGGAAGGCGUCCUCGUCCUAUUCGCUCAAGCUCGAGCCGGUGAGGGCGGGCGGCGGGAAGAACAAGGGCCGAAGAAAGCCGGUGUCGACGCCAGCAUCCCCCAGUCGCGCACGGGAACCCCAGUGCACGUGUAUGACGGCCGAACAGUACGCCAGACUACGUGCUCAGGACCCCAGGUUCAGAGAGGAGAAUUGGCAAGAUGAGAAAUGCAUUAGAUGCAAGUGCAAGCAAGGCAUUGGUGAGCUCACAGAAAACGAAAUGUCGGAAAAUGAUAUUAAAGAGAAUGGAUUCUUUGGCCAUAACGGGCACGUUCGGGCUGCUUCCGAUUCCCCGCCCGAAGUUUAUGAUAAUCUUCAGUUUGAGAGAAGUUCAUCGACUUUGCCACGCACGCAGCAAGGUGGGAGAGGGGUGGUUGAGGGCCCCAACGCGCGGACGGCUAAUCAUGGGGCAGCCCAUACCACAGCCACUACCACUACUACCACCACCCAGGCUGGCACAUGUGACACUAUGGCCUCACGCCGCGGAGGGGCUGACAAUUAUGGCACACUCAAGGUCUCUGGCAACCGCGAGGGCCGUCAGCCGCCGUCGCACCACGCCUCUCACGCCUCUCUUGUCCACAAGUCAAGCAACGUCGGUUCUCUCGCUCGCAAAGACGAAGGCUCUGCCGGCGUUGCCAAUGACCGGGCCAGCGAGAGCGCCACGGCCGGCAGCCGCGACAACCGCAGUCUCCGUGGCAGCCGCAGGGAACUCUCCUCCAAGAGCGUGGACUACUCCGAGAUGGACACAGUGCGGGAGACGGACACGCUGCGACGCCGCGCCCGGAGCAAGAGCACGGACGACGUGACAAAAGGUGUACAUCAUACAGCAUGUUUUACCACUCCUGACUUCCCAAGAUAUUUUGAGAAGCGUAAUUCUGAUUUUGAGAAUAAUGUGGCAACUCCAAGUUCCCCAACCAGCCAGCUGCUGCAAGAAUAUGAAAUGCACCUCCGUAACACCCUGGCUAAGGGGAUGGAUGCUGAGAGCUAUAGUCUGCAUACCUUUGAAGCCCUUCUGACACAAAGCAUGGAAAACUUGGAAUCCAUCAUUGCGGAGUCACAGUCCCGUCCAUCUUCAAGUGGCACACCACAACAGUCCUCUAGUGGGACACCUCGCCAGUCAGCAAUUCUGCGGUCUCCCCCAGCCCAUGGGUCAGGAACAACUAGAGAGUCAGCAGUGAAAGUCUAUGACCAAAGGCGGCGUGUGAAGUUGAUAAGCGAGAUCAAACGCAUUCACAAGAAAUACCAAGCUAAGCAGAGCUCUCCUCACAAUAGUGAAGAAAUAUCAAGUAUCCGUUCAAGCACCAAUGGAGUUGUUAAGUCAGAGAUUAUAGGGAGCCUCAACAAACAUGGGAUGCUGCCAGCCAGUGCUCGAGGGUCAGAAAGAUCCUUACCCACAGCAACACUUCGAGAUGAACGUGAUCAUAGUGGCUACUUUAGUGACCGUAAUGACAGUUAUGGGAGUCGACGUGACUUGUAUGACCGUGGCUAUAUGAGUGAUCAUGAACGCAGGUUCUAUGACAGACAAGAUAGCAUCCGGUCUGGCUACAUGAGUGACCGAGAGCGAGGCUACACCAGCGACAGGGACUCACGUGGCUACAUGAGUGACCGUGAGAGAGGCUACAUGAGUGACCGAGAACGGGGUUACAUGAGUGACCGAGAGAGAGGUUACAUGAGCGAUCGUGAGCGAGGUUACAUGAGUGAUCGCGAGAGAGGCUACACAAGCGACCGGGAAAGAGGCUACACAAGUGAUCGAGAAAGAGGCUACACAAGUGAUCGGGAAAGAGGCUACACAAGUGACCGAGAAAGAGGUUAUACCAGCGACCGUGAACGAGGUUACAUGAGCGACCGAGAGAGAGGCUACAUGAGCGAUCGUGAACGUGGUUACAUGAGUGACCGCGAGAGAGGCUACAUGAGUGACCGAGAUUCACGAGGCUAUGCAAGCGAUCGUGAAAGAGGCUACGCCAGUGACCGUGGCGGCUACGGAAGCGACCGAGAAAGGGGCUACUCCAGCGACCGCGAGCACAAUGCCCUGGUUACUCAGGCCUCCAUGGAGAGUGCAGACUCGCGACUCUGCUACCUCACGUCUUCGGAGGUAAGUACCUGAAUACACUUUAUGCCUGUGUUGGGCUCAUGUUUAAAAAAAGACUUAGAAAACAUCUUGAUUAACUACAAGCUUACUGUGUUGUGGAUCUGUGAAUGCUCCGUAAGUUGA
This is a messenger RNA of Penaeus chinensis, 3051 nucleotides long. Its product is annotated as protein still life, isoform SIF type 1-like. Lineage: Eukaryota; Metazoa; Arthropoda; Malacostraca; Decapoda; Penaeidae. Gene Ontology annotation, biological process: activation of GTPase activity; small GTPase-mediated signal transduction; positive regulation of axonogenesis. The record is from RefSeq and is a predicted model, not a curated record. The transcript is spliced from 13 exons. Gene Ontology annotation, molecular function: guanyl-nucleotide exchange factor activity. Gene Ontology annotation, cellular component: synapse; membrane. Bases 367 to 2943 code for a protein of 858 amino acids.